Messenger RNA from Didymodactylos carnosus, 2031 nucleotides. NCBI's taxonomy places the organism in Eukaryota, Metazoa, Rotifera, Eurotatoria, Philodinida, Philodinidae. The record is from the annotation of a GenBank genome assembly.
AUGUCGGGUAUUGAAGAGAGUUUACCAAUACCAAUCACCAAUGGUUUAACACCAUCAGUAUCUAUGAAUGAAAGUAUUAACGAUAAUCCUCAGAAAGUUCAAUCUCAUAAUAAUGUGUCAGAUAAUGUCAACGAAGAUGAUGAGUCAUGGCUAUACGGAAGCAAUGUACCAUCAAAAAAUAAAAAUGAAGACAUUGGAGAUAGUGCAUUGGCACCGUCAGUUGAUGAAGUUACAACUCAUGAAAUAAAUUCACGGGAAAAAAUCACUGCACAAAUAACGGAUGACAAUGUGAUGGACUCGGAUGAUGAUGAUGAUCAGAUUGAAGUAAUGAUUAGAGAUUUUAAAUCACCAUCAAUCUACCCAACAGCACGACAAAAUAGUCGAACAGCUAUUGGUGUUGGAUUAGGUGGAAAACCCCCUACAAAAGGUGUUGAUUUAGAUGCUCAAGGACAAAUCAAUGGAGUACCGACAUUUGAACAUGAUAUAUUAAGUGCUUUUAAAGAUGAUGAAAAACCAUGGAAAAAACCGGGUGCUGAUAUAACUGAUUAUUUUAACUACGGUUUUACUGAGGAUACAUGGGGACAAUAUUGUGAUCGACAACGACGAUUGAGAGCAGAAAAUAACUUGGCAAGAAUAAAUGCAACAUCAAACAUCCAACAUAUUCCACAGAUUGGUGGUCAGAUUGGGACGGUUGUCAAUAAACAAAUAAGACCAUUCGUGCAAAUGAAAAAACCAGUGGGAACAAUUGACGUUAUUGGAGCUACUGAUCAGACAUCACGUCGUCCAACAUUUGAAACUGGCUAUGAUCACGCACCAAUGCAAUUUAUCAAUGGACCGCAAUAUCCACCGCCUGGUGUACCUGCACCUCAUCCUUCUCAGUCUGGUCCAAAUUCAUCUAUUCCUGAUUUAGCCACACCUCCUCCUGGCUUUACUACACAGCAAACAAUGGCAAAUGUUACAUCGAAUUCAAAUCAACAACAGCAAUCCCCACAACAUGGCACAUCGCCUCAGCACCAUCAAAUUCCAACAUUAGGCGUUGGAGGACCACAUCGUUUACCAAUGCCAGGUAUGCCCAUGGGUCCACCAAUGCUUCGCCAUCCACAAUUUGGUCCACCACCGCAGCAUCCGUUUUAUGGAGGACCAAUGCCUGGUGUUAUGCCUCAUGAAAGACCUCCAAUGCCUGUCGGUGGUCCUUAUUUUAUUCCACGUCAUCAACAACCAUGGGAAAAAACUUUAUCUGCAGCAGCUGUGAGUUAUCAUUUUCCACCACCUCACAAUUCACCCAAUGUUGGUUUAAGAUCCCCACGUAGUGCAACACCAGAGGAUCAUUCAUCGAGAAGUUCAACACCCGAAGAAAGUCGAGAAGAAAAAACAAAAGAAGAUCGACACAAAGAUAAAUACAAUAGAGAUCAUUAUGAUCGUGAUCGACGUUCACCAAAAGAUCGUUAUAGACAUCGUGAAUAUGAGCGAUCUGAAUAUGAACGUCCAAGAAGUGACAGAGAUGAUGAAAGAAGACGAAAAUCAAAAUCAAGAGAUAGAGAUGAUAAAUAUGAACGUUAUUCAAGAAAACGCCACCAUCGAGAGGACUCGCGACAUCAUCGUGAGGAUGAACGAUAUGAACGUACAUCAUCUAGUCAUCGACACAGAAAUCCUCAGACAUCUCAUACAUCAUUUUCCUCUCCCCCAAAAGGUAUCACAACAACUUCUCCAGAUAACAAUGAUGAACAACAACAAGCAUCACAAUCAUCUUCACGUCAUUCAAAAGGAGACGAACGUGAUCGAAAACAUAAAAAGUCAUCAAAGCGCUCUAGGCGUAGCAGUGAAGAACGUGAUCGUGACCGGGAGAAAGAUAGAGGAGAACGAUCAAGUGGUCGUUCAAAAGAUGAAAGUAGAAAAUCAUCAUCGUCUAAUGCUGUUACCGCAACUCAGGCAUUAUCCACAUCUUCAUCCUCCUUGAAUGCACAGUCAGCAGAUAUAACAACGUCAACGAUAUCAAAUGACGCUGCAGUACAGUCGAAAGAAAAUGAUUAA